Molecule: messenger RNA, 2399 nt
Organism: Clupea harengus (Atlantic herring)
Lineage: Eukaryota; Metazoa; Chordata; Actinopteri; Clupeiformes; Clupeidae
Gene: pde12
Product: phosphodiesterase 12
Biological process (GO): nuclear-transcribed mRNA catabolic process, deadenylation-dependent decay
Cellular component (GO): mitochondrion
Molecular function (GO): 3'-5'-RNA exonuclease activity
Source: RefSeq, a predicted model, not a curated record
UUGUUAACCGAACUGUUUACAUUUCCGUAGUGGCUGCCAAGUAGCUUGGCUAGCUGACCGUUUACCGGCGCCCAUCCACUGUAUUGUCCAGAUGUUGUGGAAUUGUGCAUUGAGUUCACGAUUAUUUUUCAAUAAGUCUAUCUCCAUUUCAUUUUGGGGCCACCUCAGUAAUAUUCCACGUUAUUACAAGACAAUGCAAAGAGCAGUGGUAAGAUGUGUACCAUCGGAGUCAAAGCUAACAAUUUCAUUCACGCUCGAUGGCAGCCAGAAGCACAUGUUGAGAGAUCAGAGUGAAGAACUGGGUAAAGUAUUAGCAAGAAUAUCAAACGGCAUCAUCAAGGCCCAGGCGAAGGCUAAGAAGUCUAAGAAGAACAAAUGUAAUGAGCCCAGUGAAGUUGUUGAGCCUGUUGUGAGACUGCAUUAUAACGGCGAUUAUGUGGCAAACGAUGUAGCAAACUUUGAUGCGUGGCAAGAUGGAGCUGUUUUACACGUUAGUGAAGUUAAAUAUAAAAUCGAACGGAACCCUCCAACAUUCACGAUAGCGGAGUUGCCUGUUGCACUUUUGGCAGGUUUUCCUAUUUGUCCAAAACUGGAAAUAGAAUUUGGGGAUUUAAACCACUGUAUCUUCACAUGGUAUAAAGAGCAAGCCCCCAACGAAGAUAGCUGGAUCGAGACUGGCACUGGGCGUGUGUUCACGCCCUCAAAUGUGGAUAUUGGUUUGAAAAUAAAGUUUAAGUGUAUCCCUGGAAAUGAGACAAAAUAUGGUGUUGCAAACGAGUUGGUGUCUAGUAGCACCAUUGAAGCGGGGCCUGGAGUCUGCACCUUUGACAGUCGCCACCAGUACACGAAAAAAGUCACGGAUAACUCAACCUUGAGAGUUUUAUCUUACAACAUUCUUGCCGAUAUUUACGCUCAGACGGAUCUUUCCAAAACAGUGUUGUAUCCUUACUGCGCCCCAUAUGCGUUGGGAAUAGAUUACAGACAAAACCUCAUCAAAAAAGAACUGCUAGGAUAUCAUGCUGAUAUUAUUUGCCUUCAGGAGGUGGACAAGGGAGUGUUCAGUGAUAGUUUGUCACCUGCACUGGAUGCCUUUGGUAUGGAAGGAAACUUUAGAAUCAAAGAGAAGCAGCACGAGGGACUGGCAACAUAUUUUCGGAAGGCUAAACUGCAGCUGUUGAGUCAGCACGACAUCCAACUAAACGAGGCCCUAAGAAAGGACUCGCUUCACUCCGAGUUGUUGGACAAUCUGUCCAAUAAUCCAAUCUUGAGAGAGAAGGUGAUGAAAAGAUCAACUACUAUGCAGGUGACUGUUCUUCAGCCUUUGAGCAAUGCCUCAAAGCCGAUAUGUGUUGCUAACACUCAUCUCUACUGGCACCCCAAAGGAGGAAAUGUUCGUCUGAUCCAGAUUGAUAUUGCCCUGCGGCACUUGAAGCAGGUGAUCUCUACGGAACACCCUGGUGCUUCUCUGCUCUUUGUUGGUGAUUUCAAUAGCACCCCUUCCUCAGGCCUAUUCCAGCUUUUAAGCCAGGGCUCCGUACCCAAAGCGCACCCAGACUGGGCCUCUGGCGGGCCCGAAGAGCACUGCCCCAAUGGACUCCACAACCCCUUUGAGCUCCAGAGUGCCUGUGGAGAGCCGGCUUACACCAAUUAUGUGGGUGGCUUCCAAGGCUGCUUGGACUAUAUCUUCCUGGAGCCACGGAUGCUAUGUGUGGAGCAGGUCAUUCCCAUGCCGAGCCACCAUGAGGUGACAACACACCAAGCCCUACCGAGUGUUUCUCACCCCUCGGACCAUAUUGCCCUGGUUUGUGACCUCAAGUGGAAAUGAGCACCCUUUCCGCAAAGACAAUGUAAACUGAUAGUCAUAUAAUAUAGUUCUGGGUGUAAAUACUGAUAGUCAUAUAAUAUAGUUCUGUGCUCCAUCCCUUUAUUUCCCAUUACAUUUAAAUUAGCAGCGGACUGUAUACAUUUUUUUCCCCUAAUCUGAGCAAAAGUGGCUGACGGGAGGUAUAGUUGAUCAUCAGUUCCACAUUCAAUCUUUAGACAUGUGUAAUAUUUACAGCUUUUAGAAAUCAUCUGAAUUUAUGGGUUGUGAAAAAUUAACCAUGGAUUUAAUGUAUUCACCCAGAGUCAUGGUGUUUCUUCUUAUACUGUAAUAUUACAUGGCUCAGUUAUUUUAUGCAAUUGAUUGACAUUGUAUCGCUUGUUAUCCCUAGAGAUGACUAAGAAUAUGAAAUUCCUCUGCAGUUUGAUAAAUUAAGAAUAUAUCAAAUAUAUAAAUGUCACAUCAAUCACUUCAACAUUCAUCAUUCUCACUUCAAUUUUUCAAAUAUUUUAUUAGUAAUUUAUUACAGAAAAUGACAUUGCUUCUUUGACUGGGGAAUGUUGCUGGAUCAAAACAU